AUGGACCCCAACUGGCAGCAGUAUCACGACCCGGCCGGGGCUUCCUCGCGCCGUCACAAUGGCACAACGCAAAUGUCUCCGCCCUCUGCUACCCAACAGCAGCACCCGCCGGCUGCCGCCUACGCUUACGACCAGUAUCAUCCCGCGGCCGCCGUCCCCCCGGCUGCUGCUGCUGCUCCUGCCGUCCACCACGGAAACCCCGUCGCCGGUCAGCCUCGCGACGGAAACGGCGACGUUGCCAUGCGCGACGCCAUCGACUCCCAUGCCGGCAUAAAGUACGCCAUGAGGCCACACCACCAGCCGCACAUGUCUGGUGGUCGUACCGCCGCCCUACACUCGCCUCAUGACCAACCAUCGUCGGCCGCUCAGCGCUACUCCCCAAUGGAGACGCUCUCACCCACUUCACCGUACGGUACCGCCAAGCAGAGCCAAUUUGCUGGCCCGCCAUCCCAGACGCACUCUCCCGCGGGCGCCUCUGAAUAUCCCCAGAGUCCUUACUACGCUGGUCGUCCCCAAAACGCGCAGCUGCCACCCAUGUCGCCCUAUGGCCCCGGCGCCGCCGAUGGUUAUCCCUCCGCGACGGUGGCUCAUCUCGAUGGCACUUUCAACUCCAAGUCGCCACAACGAACCAGUGUCCCGAUCGUCAAGCGUGUCCCCGAGUUUCGCAAGUUGCGCGCCGUCUCGGAUCUGCAGCCAAAGAACAAUCGCCAGCCAGCCUUCCGACGCGCAAAUCCCGAAGGCGGCUUUAUCAGCCCCCUCCAAGCGCUCACAGCCCAUCUCCCUGCGACCUAUCGGAUCUGCAACCCUAGCUUCAAGUACGAAACGUCACGAAACCCUCGCAGAGUCUUGACCAAGCCUAGCAAGGGCGUAAAAAAUGAUGGCUAUGACAACGAGGACAGCGAUUACAUUCUAUACGUCAAUGAUAUUCUAGGCUCCGAGGAAGCUGGCCACAAGUAUGAUGACUUCCCUCCCCACCUCUUCGAAAUGCACUUGAACCGCUACCUCAUUCUCGAUGUCCUCGGCCAGGGAACGUUUGGACAGGUCGUGAAAUGUCAGAAUCUCAAGACGCAAGAAGUCGUCGCUGUCAAGGUUAUCAAGAACAGAACGGCCUACUUUAACCAGAGUAUGAUGGAAGUCUCAGUCCUGGACUUGCUCAACACCAAACUUGACAAAAAUGACGAUCACCACCUCCUGCGGCUGAAGGAUACCUUCAUUCAUCGUCAACAUCUCUGUCUUGUCUUUGAACUGCUUAGUGUCAACUUGUACGAACUCAUCAAGCAGAAUCAAUUCCGUGGCCUCAGCACGACUUUGGUUAGAGUCUUCGCACAACAGCUGCUCAACGGACUUGCCCUACUCAACAAGGCCCGACUUAUCCAUUGCGACUUGAAGCCCGAAAAUAUUUUGCUAAAGAAUCUGGAGAGCCCAAUAAUCAAGAUUAUUGAUUUUGGCUCCGCCUGCGAUGAACGACAGACUGUCUAUACAUACAUCCAAUCGAGGUUUUACCGAUGCCCCGAGGUUCUUCUUGGACUACCAUACUCAUCAGCUAUCGACAUAUGGUCUUUGGGCUGCAUUCUGGUGGAACUCUUCCUAGGUCUGCCCUUGUUUCCCGGCUCCUCCGAAUACAACCAAGUCUCCCGCAUCGUGGAGAUGCUUGGAAACCCUCCCGGCUGGAUGUUGGAAAUGGGUAAACAAUCCGGUGACUUCUUUGAGAAGCGCCAGGAUGAGUUUGGUCGUCGCACUUACCAGCUGAAGAGUAUGGAGCAGUACGCUCGGGAGCGCAACACAAAAGAGCAGCCGAGCAAGAAAUACUUCCAAGCUAGCACGCUCCCGGAGAUUAUUAAAUCCUAUCCGAUGCCGAGAAAGAAUAUGAAGCAGAGCGAAAUCGACCGAGGUGAGAUGCACCCUUGCAAACUACUCUACACUGAGCUGACAACAAUAGAAAUGAAUAACCGAAUUGCCUUUAUCGAUUUCGUGCGGGGUCUGCUCAGCAUCAAUCCCCUCGAGCGAUGGUCACCGCAGCAGGCCAAGCUCCAUCCGUUUAUCACGCAGCAAAAGUACACUGGCCCUUUUGUGCCGCCGAUGAAUUUGAAGUCUAGUUCUCUGAACAGAUCACCAGCGCCAGGGACGCACCAACAGCAACAAGCUGAAGCCCUCAGCAAGCAGCGUGCUCAGGCUGCUCAGGCUCAAGCUCAGGCCACCACCGCCGCGCAAGGACCGGCCUACGCCAAUAUGCCACCCGGCAAUUAUGCGCAAGCCAGCCACCAGCAAGCUCCGAUAUAUGGAAACAACCCCAUCUAUGCACCAGGACCAGCCGCACACGGAAAUGUUGCUCCAGCAUACGCCCCCCAAGGGUCGCAGUACAACCCGAUGGUCAUCCAGCAGUCUGCUCAGCCUCAACAGCUGGCUCCAGGACCUUAUGGUAUUGUUCAGCAGCAAAGUAUGUAUCCCCAGGGAGGCAUGCGAACCAACAGACAGCGCGCCUCGACCAUGGAGCAGCAGCAGAGUGGCAUCCCUGCUGCUAUCCAGCGCGUCGCCAGCCAUCUGGACCCCACCCAACCAAUUCGAUUGCAGCCGAGCCCUGCCUACUAUCCCCCACCUGGUGAGAUGAUGCCCGGCACCGAUAAUGCCCCCCGAAGUGGACGCCGCGGCAGUCGUGCACAGCAGGGGCGAAGCAAUCGUGACUUUAUCCGCAAUCUGGAAGAGAGAACCCUCGAAGAAGGCUACACCGGUGGCCAGAACCCAUGGCAUUGA
Messenger RNA from Cordyceps militaris CM01, 2751 nucleotides. RefSeq names its product protein kinase Yak1. The record is from RefSeq and is a predicted model, not a curated record. Gene Ontology annotation, molecular function: protein serine/threonine kinase activity; protein tyrosine kinase activity; ATP binding. Gene Ontology annotation, cellular component: cytoplasm; nucleus. Lineage: Eukaryota; Fungi; Ascomycota; Sordariomycetes; Hypocreales; Cordycipitaceae. Gene Ontology annotation, biological process: peptidyl-serine phosphorylation; peptidyl-threonine phosphorylation. The transcript has 4 exons. The coding region runs from base 1 to 2751 and encodes 916 amino acids.